AUGGGUGACCGUAGGCAUGAUCGGGACGAGAGCAGCGACGAGGAGCUGGAGCUCUACUCGAGGCCAAAAAGCCUGCCGUCGCCGCCCAAGUCGCCCAACGAUCUCAAGUCGCCCAGCGCCCACUACAUGCGGGUUGAUGCCGACGAAAAUGCCCAGCUGCUGUCGCCGGGGCAGUUCAAUUUCCACGAAGAUGACGACGACGACGACGAUGAUGAUGACGGACUGGACGACCUGGAAGCCGGAGAACGGACCCCGGUAGAGGAGCAGAGCUUGGCUGCCAAGCCGGCCCGUCGUCGGGGCUGGAGCUGGUGGCCAAGAAGACGUGGUGGAGACCCCAACGGCAACGGCCUUGCCAAGGGCAGUGGGGUCGAGCGAGCCGCCAGCACGGGAUUCUGCGGGCUACGCAUCCCGCCUUGGCUCGUCAGGCCUAUCGUUAUCCUGCGGCUGUUCCCGUGGGAUGGACCUGACCAGCAUGCGGUACACUCCAUUACUCCCUUCUUCCCCAACAUCCAAGACUACCCAGUAAGAUGGCUCGAGUACAGGCUGGGAACAGGAACACCGCGACGUACGGCGCUGGCCAUGUUUGUGGGCUUGUGGUUACUCCUGUUCACUCUCUUCUUAUCAAUAGGAUACUCUGGCUAUGGCGGCAGUCCACCAAUAGUCCAUUUGUCGUGCACAGAUACCCUCUGGCCAAAGGGUAAUGACUGCGGCCUCAAUGGGAUUGACUGCAAGCCAUUUUCGAACCACACCUUUACUGUCCACUGCCCGCCAGGCUGUGCCUCGGUAGGCCUGCCCGAGCCUAGAUUCAUUGGUACCGAGCUACUCCAGGACAUGCCGCUUGUCAUCGGCUCCGGAUUCUACCGGGGCGACUCUUACCUCUGCGCAUCUGCCAUACACGCCGGCGUGCUUUCCAACGGUGGCGGCUGCGGCCAGAUCAAACGUAAGGGGCCUGGCACCCAGUUCCACGCUUCCGACGCCAAUGGCGUCAAGUCUAUCGCUUUCGACUCGUAUUUUCCCAUGGCUUUCACUGUGGUCGAGUCGGAAACCUGCGGCAUCUCGAACCCGACCUUGCCCCUGCUCAUCCUGACCCUUUUCUUCACCAUCGUGCUCUGCAUCUUCACCGUCCAUCCGGCAGCGCUCUUCUUCUCCACCGUGGCCGUCCUCUUCGCCUUCGUCGGCCUGGCCUCCGACCCGCCACCCGUCUCGCAUUACUCCACCAUCGUCCUGCCCGAGCUCAUCUCCACCUCUGCGGCCCGUCUCCUCCCGGCCGUCUUCGUCGCCCUGACCCUCUACCACUUUGUCAUCUGCCGCGCCCUGGGCGGCGACUUCCCCCGCACGGGCCUGCUCCCCCUCCGCGCGCAGUACGAGAAGCUCUGGCUCUGGCUGCUGCCGCUAUGGCUCGGUGCCAUGGCUAACCAUGUCCUCGGCUGGGCCUUUCUCACGCGCUUCAAGCCCUUUGCCAUCGUCAUCGCCGCCGCCCUCAUCUGCGCCGCCGCGGGCCAGCAGUCCGUCACCCUGUGGCGGGAGGGCCGCCUGCCGGGCUUCAUGCGCCUGUACGGAGCCCUGCUCGCCGCUCUGAUCCUGUCGGCCAUCCUCCUCCCCGGCGUCGAGCUGCAGGUGCCGCCCUAUGCUCUCGCCCUCGUCCUCCUCCCCCUGACGGCCGUGCAGACCCGCCCCUCGCUCGCGUACCAGGGCUUCCUCCUGGGCCUGCUGGUCAACAGCGUCGCACGCAACGGCUUCCAGCCGAUCCUGCUCCCGCACCACCGCCCCGUUCCGCACCCGCUGCCGUCGCUGCUAGGCGAGCCCCGGAUCAAGGACGUGGCCGGCGGCUACCUCAGCAUCACGUUCGAGUGGGUCGUCCCGUCUAUCGACUACACCACCGCCAACGAGAAUUCUGUCAUCGAGGGCAUCAGCGUCCUGGUCAACGACGUCGAGCGCCACCGCGCCUUCUUCCAGGAGCCAAAACGUGACAAGGACCACGGCGCAGGCGGCGCCAAGGGUUUCGUCUGGGCCAGGGCCGAGGGUGCUGACUUCCCAGAGUACUUCCGCUUCGGAUACAUCAGGGAGGGCAAGAGGGCGCUCGAGUAUACCAAGGCUGGGGUGUGGAACGCCAACGGGACUUGGGUUCCUCCAGAGGGAUCUUGA
This is a messenger RNA of Pyricularia pennisetigena, 2145 nucleotides long. RefSeq lists its product as uncharacterized. Bases 1 to 2145 code for a protein of 714 amino acids. The record is from RefSeq and is a predicted model, not a curated record. The transcript has a single exon. NCBI's taxonomy places the organism in Eukaryota, Fungi, Ascomycota, Sordariomycetes, Magnaporthales, Pyriculariaceae.